Messenger RNA from Anarrhichthys ocellatus (wolf-eel), 3280 nucleotides. RefSeq names its product ankyrin repeat and zinc finger peptidyl tRNA hydrolase 1 (gene ankzf1). Bases 64 to 2271 code for a protein of 735 amino acids. The record is from RefSeq and is a predicted model, not a curated record. Lineage: Eukaryota; Metazoa; Chordata; Actinopteri; Perciformes; Anarhichadidae. Gene Ontology annotation, molecular function: protein binding. The transcript has 16 exons. Gene Ontology annotation, biological process: ERAD pathway.
GUAGGUUUGUUAUGGCGAAGCGAGGCAACACAACAUUAGCACUACGUUUCGAAACACAUUUUUAUGGUCGAUGAGGUCCAGAACAUGACGACUGGUGCCGAGUACCGCUCCAUCUUUCUUCUGUCCCCAAAUGACGAGGCUCUGAGCGGACUGAGAGAAGUGAAGUCCAUCCUGAGGCAGGCUGUAAACACUCACCCAGCCUCAGACGAGUUGGAAGACAAAUCCCCAGAAGAUGACAGACAGCUGGAGUCCAGCCUGGUCAGAGAGGUGUCGGACAAGAUGGUCUGCUCAGCCUGCAAAUGCCCCUUUAUCAGUCGAGAGGAACAGAUGGAGCACUACAAGCUUGACUGGCAUCGCUUCAACUUGAGACUAAAGAUUUCGGCGAUGCCACCAGUCACAGCUGAGGAAUUUGAAAGGAAGACUGGAGCUGGAGACAUGUCGAGCAUCUCGGGCUCCGAGUCGGAUUCAGAGGAAGAAGACUCGGAUAGCGAGAGCGGAGGAACAAGCAGCAAUGUCACCGGCACCGAUAACGAGAGCUCAGUUGAAACCAGUUUAUUUACCGGCCGGCAUCCCAACAAGGUGUUUUUCCAGAACUCGGCCGGACAAUAUCUGACAGUGUACCGCUGCAUUCUACGGGGACAGUCAGGUGAUGAGGAAGAAGUGGGAUCCUUCCUGAGAGUCAUGAGUGUGAACACUGUGUGGGUCAUUCUCAUGACGGGUGGAGGCCACUUUGCUGGCGCUGUGUUCCAUGGAAAAGAAAUCAUUCAGCACAAGACCUUCCACCGAUACACGGUGCGAGCGAAGCGCGGCACCGCGCAAGGAAUCAGAGACUCUCAGAACCGCAGUCACGCGCCGAAGUCUGCAGGAGCUGCUCUGAGGCGAUACAAUGAGGGGGCGCUAGUCAAGGACAUCCAGGAUCUUCUGGUCAGCUGGGCUGAACACUUGACGGAAGCCUCUGCGAUAUUUGUACGAGCUCCCAGCUACAAUAAGAGCAUCUUUUUUGGUGGCCGUGCAGCUCCGUUUGAGAAAAAAGACCCCAGGAUCCACACGCUCCCCUUUCCCACUCGCAGGGCGACCUUUCGGGAGGCAAAGAGGGCUCAUGAGGUGCUUUCCACCGUCCGUGUUUAUGGGAAAGACACGGACAUGUCUGCAGUCUUUGCUCCAUCUAAGAAGGCCUGGAAAAAAAGUAUCAAACCCACAGCACAGAUAAAUAGAGAUGAAGAGAAAGCAGAUGAAAACCACGAUAGCUCUGGUGAAGAAGAGGGUGGAGACAUCCAGAUGGAGAUGGUGGAGCUGACAAUAGGAACUCUGGACCUCAGGGAGUUUGAAAUCUAUCCCUCCAGGCACAGGAGAAGACAUAGGAGAAAGAGGGAGGAAUCCAAACUGCAGAAUGAGGAAUUGAGUCACACAGAAGCAGACAAUCAAGAAGAAGUGCUAGAGGCUGCACCAGCAGAAGAUGCCCCUCAAGAGACCCAAUCAAAGCACAAGAGGAAGAGGAAAGCACAGAGCCAGAAGCAACUAGAAGAAAGUGUUGAUGAGUCGUCAGAGUAUGGCCUGAGGGAUGAAGUGUUCACAGCCUGUAAGGUUGGGGAUGUGGACUUUCUACGUGGGCUCCUUCAGCCACCUGGAGAAACGGCACAGAGUGGAGACUCUUCUGAUGUGCCAAGUCCUCUAACGCUCCUCAAUCAGCCCAUAGACUCGUCGGGGUUCACUUUGCUGCAUGUUGCCUCAGCUGCUGCACAGAAGGCCGUGAUCAGGCUGCUCCUGGAUGCAGGAGCUGACCCAGCCUGCAGGGGUAACAAAGGGCAGACCCCAUAUAUUGUCUGCCCUGACAAAGACACAAGGAAUGUCUUUCGUAAAUACAUGGCCGAGAAUCCGGACAAAUAUGACUACGUCAAGGCCCAGGUCCCUGGGCCCCUAACGGCAGAGAUUGAAUCCAAAAAGACGGAGAAGAAAAAGGCACAAAAGGCAGUGAAAAAACAGCGAGAGAAAGAGCAGAGGGAGGAACAGAGGAAACAAGAGUCGGAGGCAGAGGAAAAGAAGAAGUUUGCAUCUCUGACUGAUCGUGAAAAGAGAGCUCUGGCAGCAGAGCGGAGGUUAGCAGUGCAAGUAGCUGCAGCAGGAGAUGGCCUAUCUAAUGUCAAGAGGUGCUGGUCGUGUGGAGAGUCUCUGCUCGGGAAGAUCCCAUUUCAGUACCUGGAUUAUUCGUUCUGCUCCCCUCCCUGUGUCCAAGCACAUCGAAAAGCCCACGCUCUUCCAGGCAACACCUAACACGUUUAACAAAAGAAAAUGCAAAUUGGGGAAAAAACAAAUCUUAUUUAAAGAAGAGAAGGAAAAAAAACAACCAAGUGGCAAGUUUCUGUCUUCCCUUUUCCCGAUUAAGAUUUCAGAAUUUUUGAUAAACAACUAAGAAUGAUGAAAGAAAUGAAAAUCAUCUUUGGCUGGAAGGAAGUGCCCUCAUUAAAGCUAAAGUGAGAUUUGGCAGCCUUGAUAGAGAUCUAAUAUGUGUCUUGCCAAUGUGCUAGUUUAAUUUUCAACUCAAAACAUGGAUUUGAGAUAAAAAAGAUUAUCACGUCAGAUGAUCUCAAGACAACUCGGGGAAUAAACCAUAUUAAACAUGAUAAAUGUAUAAUUUAUUCACAGUAUCAGCAACUAUGGAAAUGUAAAUAAGCAUACAAAAAACAAAACUGUAAUACUGUUAUGUCAUUGUCAUUUUUUCCACAGUGAAUGUUGAACAUUAAAGACAAAAUCCUCUUUGCAUCACUGUUUGACUGAUUGGCUGCUGUUUUAAAGCAGUGGACAUUGGAUUGCUAUGAUUAUGAAUUCAGUCAAACUUGCUUCAUUCAGAUGGUGGUAUGUAGCAUUCCUUCAGCUGCAUGUUGCGCUCCAUUAAGACUUUUCAGCAAUGACAUUAAGCUGAGGCCGGUCCAUGAAAAGAGCCCGUAGGUGUGCUGGGGCCCUCUCCAGCUCGAGCACUGUGAUGUUGUUGGGUAGGGUGGUGCUGAGCAGGGGUCCAGGGAUAUAAAGAGUCUGUUGAGGGCCCCUUGCUGGCCAGUAUCGUCCCAGAUUCACACCAUUAAUCCAAACCUGACCCUGAUAUAAAAAAGGACAAAAUUAUUUUUUUGCCUGGAAUCAUGAGGUAAACCCACAAGGAAUAAACACCCACCACCCAAAAAAAAUUCCACAUUACCUUUGUCCAUUCACUGAGCUUGAGAAAGGUAUCCCAGGCCAGGCCGUUGGGCUGUAAGGUCCCCAUGUACAAGACUGGUCCGACUGAUGU